Messenger RNA from Xiphophorus maculatus (southern platyfish), 1331 nucleotides. RefSeq names its product kinesin-like protein KIF16B. Gene Ontology annotation, cellular component: kinesin complex; microtubule. Bases 27 to 1331 code for a protein of 434 amino acids. Gene Ontology annotation, biological process: microtubule-based movement. The record is from RefSeq and is a predicted model, not a curated record. Lineage: Eukaryota; Metazoa; Chordata; Actinopteri; Cyprinodontiformes; Poeciliidae. The transcript has 12 exons. Gene Ontology annotation, molecular function: ATP binding; plus-end-directed microtubule motor activity; ATP hydrolysis activity.
AGGAAGAGGCAUUUGUUUGGUUGGUAAUGUCUUCGGUGAUGAAAGUAGCGGUCCGAGUCCGUCCUUUGAAUAAAAGAGAAAAGUUGUUAUCCUCGAAGGUGAUAAUUCACAUGAGGGGGAACACAACAUCUAUUCAUAAGCCUUUAGCUGGUCGAGGGGAGAAACUGAAGGACAGAGGGAAAAUGUUUUCAUACGACUACUCCUUUGAUUCAAUUGAUGCAGACAGUCCCACAUUUUCAUCACAGGAGAAGAUUUUCAAGAACUUGGGCUCAGACGUUUUGAAAGCAGCAUUUUAUGGUUACAAUGCUUGUGUGUUUGCAUAUGGCCAAACGGGCUCAGGGAAAUCUUACACCAUGAUGGGAAAUAAAGUGGAUAAAGGUUUAAUCCCACGGAUCUGUGAGGAGUUGUUCCUGGAGAUAUCCAGCAGGAGCGACAGCAUGUCAUUUCAAAUGGAGGUCAGUUAUCUGGAGAUUUACAAUGAGCGUGUACAGGACCUCCUAAGGAAGAAGCUGCCAUGCUCAGAAGGAGGGGUCUUGAAAGUGAGAGAACACCCUACGGAUGGACCUUAUGUUGAGAAUCUAUCAAAACAUGUGGUGCUCAGUCAGAGUAAUGUGGAGAGCCUCAUCACGCUUGGGAAUGCCACCCGCACUAUCGCCAGCACCGGCAUGAAUGACUUCAGCAGCCGUUCACACACAAUCUUCACCAUCAUCUUUACCCAGGGAUGGUUUGAUGGUGAGUUGCCCCAUGAGAGGCACAGUAAGAUCCAACUGGUGGACCUGGCUGGCAGUGAGAGAGCUGAUGGGAUGCAAGCCAUGGGCACCAGGCUGAAGGAAAGUGCAAACAUCAACAAAUCCCUGGUCACCUUGAGCAGUGUGAUCUCAGCUCUUGCUGACCUUGCAGUGAGUGGACAGUCAGCAAAAAAGAAGCAGAUCUUCAUUCCUUACAGAAACUCUGUGCUGACAUGGCUACUGAAAGACAGUCUUGGUGGAAACACCAGAACUACAAUUAUAGCAACCAUUUCUCCUGCUGAUGUGAACUACGAGGAGACCCUAACCACUCUGCGCUUUGCCAGCCGGGCUAAAAACAUAAUAAACACCCCAACAGUGAAUGCAGACGGCAGCACCAAAGUGCUCAGAGAGCUGCAGGCUGAGGUCACCAGGCUUCGAACACUUCUAGCUGAAGCCGCUCAGGUUAUUGAUGUGGAUUGGGCUACUUCUGUAAAGCAAAGGGAGAAGUUGCAAUACAAUGAAGAAAAGGGACAGAAUGGUAUCAUCCUGAAACCACCCAAUGUUUCAACAGAGCCACUGCUGCGAGCUCAGAGUUUAUACUGA